This is a messenger RNA of Episyrphus balteatus (marmalade hoverfly), 4914 nucleotides long. RefSeq lists its product as uncharacterized. The record is from RefSeq and is a predicted model, not a curated record. Gene Ontology annotation, molecular function: nucleic acid binding. Lineage: Eukaryota; Metazoa; Arthropoda; Insecta; Diptera; Syrphidae. Bases 1 to 4914 code for a protein of 1637 amino acids. The transcript has 3 exons. Gene Ontology annotation, biological process: DNA integration.
AUGAGUUUGCUGGACGAUUUAAUUUUUGCAUCCGAUCAAUUGGUUGAAUUUUAUGCGGCCUUUAAGGCAAAACCAGCCACAGCUCAUUCGGUUUCGUUGCUCGAAGCAUUUCAAAGCGAAUUAAAAAGUUUAUGGCAAGACGUUAAGUUUGCCUAUGCGCGAUGCAUACGAGGCGACGAAGAUCUUAAAGAUUCACUAAGCGAAGUUAAAGCAAAAUAUCAAAGUUCCUCUUCAACGUUCUUUCAAUGUUCAAGUGACAUUGCGGAUUUAGUAAAAGCACUUAAUGCAAAUCCUAAGGUUUCUAUUGAUCCAGUUGAUAUUAAAAAUUUGCAAAGUAGUAUCAACGAUGCUUUGAUCGCACUACAGUCGUACGAUAUCCAAACCGAUGCGUGGAAUGCAAUCAUUACUUUUCUUUGUGCAUCUCGUCUCCCAGAUACGACACUUAGUCUAUGGGAAACAUCUUUAAGCAAACCAACCGAAAUUCCUUCAUGGGAAACUAUGAAUACGUUUUUAACAAAUCGGUAUCGCAUACUUGAGAGUGUUUCUGAGAUGAAACUAAACUCUCAUAACAAAACACAAAGCACUAAACCCGUAACAUCACAAGUUACUAAAUCAAAACCACUAAGAAACUUUCAUAUGAAAGUCGUUCCUGCAUGCCAACAUAAUCACAAUCUUAAUCAAUGCAAAAGCACUAGCACCUGCCAACGAUGUAAAGGCAGGCAUCAUACGUUACUUCAUUUUGAAAAAAAGGUUCCAUCCUAUAUUGGUAACUCACAAAAAAAUUCGACUUCUUCAUCUUCACUUCACGGUUCUUCUUCACUUCACAAUUCUUCUUCACUUCACGGUUCUUCUUCACUUCAUGGUUCAUCUUCACUUCCUAAUUCAUCUUCACUUCCUAGUUCAGCUUUAUAUUCUGAUUCACCUUCAUCUUCGGGCAUUCCGCCACCACAAAGUAAUAAUUCAACUAUACAGUCCACUCAGAUCACCAAUCAUAACGUCAUGUUUACUAAGUCUUAUCGCCAAGUUUUAUUGGCAACAGCUUUAGUGAAGAUUAAACAUCAAGGUUCAGAAUUUGAUCUUAGAGCCCUUAUUGACCAAGGCUCUGAAGUUUCAUUCCUGUCAGAAAAAUUCCAAAAGCUCAUAGGUCUUCCCACUGAAAGUACUCAAGCCAAUAUAUGUGGUAUGGGUUCAACUGUUACUGCUUCCGCUUCAAAACUUUGCAAUUUUACUCUUAAGUCUAACUUAAAUAAUUUUGAAAUAGAGACUCGAGCAUUAGUUUUGAAAAAACUCACUAGUAAUCUUCCAGCAGUAUCAAUGGAUCUUGAUCAAACACACUGUAAUUUUAACUUUCCGUUGGCAGAUCCUUUCUUUUAUCAGAGUUCAAGUAUUGAUAUGCUCAUCGGAGCAGAUCUUUAUCCAGAUAUAGUUUUGGAAGGGGUGAAGAAAAAUGUUUUAAAUUCUUUAUUAGCACAAAACACAGUUUUUGGAUGGGUCUUACUCGGUCCUUAUGACGAUAUUCCCACCAUUUCAAAUUUUUCAACUUUUGUCUCGUAUAGUGACGAGCCUCCACCAAGUCACUGUAUUGAAAGAUUUUGGAAAAUCGAGGAAUUACCUCAAAUUUACUUACUUUCUCCAUCCGACCAAUAUUGUGAAGAUUUAUAUCGAAGUACAACUUUUCGAGAUGCAACUGGAAGAUAUAUUGUUAAAUUACCCUUUAAGAAUCCUACGGAGGAACCGCAGUUGGGCACUUCACGUUUCAAUGCAAUGAAACAAUAUCUUCGAAACGAAAAAAGUUUAAUGUCUAAGCCCACUGUUAAAACAGAAUACGAUAGAGUCCUUUCUGAGUAUAUUGAAUUAGGUCAUAUGUCAUCCACGCCACCUUAUGAAUUGUGGAACGAUGGUUGUGUUCAAUCUUUUUAUAUGCCACACCAUGCUGUUCUAAAGCCCCAAAGUACCACUACAAAACUGAGGGUCGUUUUUAACGCAUCUUGCUCAUCCUCCAAUGGCAACAGCCUAAACGAUCUUUUGUAUCCAGGCCCCGUUCUUCAAAGUGACAUUACGUUGCUCCUUCUUAACUGGCGUUUCUAUAGAUACGUUUUCAACGGUGAUAUUGAGAAAAUGUACCGCCAAAUUGGUAUUCAUCCUGACCAUGCACAAUAUCAACGCAUUUUAUUCCGUCCCAAUGGGGAUCAAAAGGUCGUCGAUUACAAUUUAAACACUGUCACCUUCGGAGUAAAUUGCGCUCCAUAUCUCGCAAUACGCACUCUUCAUCAAUUAUCAUCCGAUGUUGAAGCCAGUUUUCCUUUGGCUUCCAAAAUUCUUAAAAAGGAGUUUUACGUGGACGAUGUCCUUUCUGGCGCUCACGAUAUUUUAUCAGCACGUAGAGGACAGACGGAACUUAUAACGGCUCUGCGAUCCGCUGGAUUUAACUUAAGAAAGUGGGCAGCUAACGAUUCUGAAUUAUUAAAUCAUAUUCCCAGGGAAGAUCUUUUAAACAAAGAUUUCUUAACUAUCGAAGAUGACAGUUCAACAAAAACACUUGGUGUUCAAUGGAACGCCUCCACUGACACUUUUUCCUUUUCAACCAACCCACAAAGUUUAUCCGUGGUUUAUACAACCAAACGCGAUGUUUUAUCAGCCAUCUCAAGAUUGUAUGAUCCUGCAGGUUGGCUUGCACCCGUUGUUGUAACUGCGAAGAUAAUUAUGCAACAAAUUUGGAAAGAUGGAACUGAGUGGAAGCAAAAUCUUAAGCCUCUUACCCAUCAAAAAUGGAAAUCUUUUAUAUCCGAUUUCUCGGAAAUAGAAAAAAUCACUAUUCCUCGUUGGGUGGAUUAUUCCCCUUGGAAAAAAAUGCAACUCCACGGUUUCUCGGAUGCCUCCGAAAAAGCUUAUGCGGCCACCGUUUAUGUUCGGGUCCGUCAUGAUUCUUCGUUAGUUACUUCUCAUUUAUUAUGGGCCAAAUCUAAAGUUGCGCCUGUUAACACACUUUCACUUCCACGCCUUGAACUCCAAGGUGCAUAUCUUUUGUCACGUAUGAUUCGAAUACUACUCAAUCAAUUUGAUUUUUUAAACAAUAUCCCUAUUCAUUUGUGGACUGAUUCCACAAUUGUUCUUGCGUGGCUUAGCAAACCACCAAGUACUUGGAAAACGUUUGUUGCUAAUCGAACUUCAGAAAUUAUAACUAACGUUCCUGAUGUUCAAUGGAGUCAUGUUCCCUCUGCUGAUAAUCCCGCCGAUUUGGCGAGUCGUGGUAUCUCCCCUGGAGAACUUAAAUCAAAUCAAUUAUGGUGGACCGGACCUAAUUGGUUACAAGAACCAAAAUUAAACUGGCCCUCACUUAAGGAACAUGAUCCUCCAGAUGAAUCAAUCCUUGAACUUAAAUCAAUUUCAAAACACGUUAAUGUUGCACUGCAAAAAAUCGAAUUCGAAAACAAAAUUUUAAACAGAUUUUCUUCAUGGCAUAGAGCGCUCCGUGUAAUGAGCUAUGUAUUUCGUUUUCGUGAAGCAGCUCGUAAAGUUCCAAAUAGAACCGAAUAUCAUACGAUAUCCCUUUCUCAUGAAGAGAUCAAGUCUACAAAAACAAAAAUUAUCCAAUUAACUCAAAAACAGUAUUUUGGAGGUGAAUAUUUUGCCCUCGUUCAAGGAACAAAAGUACACUCAAAAAGUAAAAUUUUAUCACUUAGCCCGUUUCUUGACUCCAACCAGGUAAUACGUUCUCAAGGUAGACUUGCAUGCUCAACUUUAUCAUACAAUGAAAAAUUUCCUAUCAUUGUUCCCUAUAAAUCUUAUUUGUCACAUCUUAUUUUAUCUUAUAUUCAUCAAUUGUCGUUACAUGGUGAAAUCCAAUUGAUGACUCGUUUGGUGCGUUCCGAGUAUUGGAUACCCAAACUAUCAAACCUGAUCAAAAACUUUAUUCGAAAGUGUAAACCUUGUGUUUUAUACAAAAAAUCUGUCCAGGCUCAAUUUAUGGGUGCCUUACCGGCAGAAAGAACAGUUUUAAGCUUACCAUUCACCAACACUGGCAUUGACUUUGCUGGUCCCUUCACAAUUCAAAAUUUCUACGGAAGAAAAUGUCGUCUAGAAAAGGGCUACGCAUGUCUCUUUGUCUGCUUCGCCACAAAGGGUAUUCACUUGGAAGCAGUCAGCGAUUUAUCCGCUGCUGCAUUCUUGGCCGCUUUUACACGCUUUGUUUCUCGUCGUGGACUGCCGGCAACAGUGUUUUCCGAUAACGGAACAAAUUUUGUAGGGGCAUCUAAGUUGCUCAUUGCAGAUCUGCAGAAAGCUGUUCAAAGUUAUCCUGCUGACUCAGCACCCAAUUUUUCAAAAAUCACUUGGAAAUUUAUUCCUCCUGGCUCCCCACACAUGGGUGGUUUGUGGGAGGCAGGGGUGAAAAGUUUCAAAACUCACUUCAAAAAAAUAGCCGGCAACGCAAAAUAUACCUUCGAAGAAUUUUCGACCCUACUUACUCGAAUCGAGGCAUGUCUCAACUCUAGACCUUUAACUCGAAUGUCUGAUAAUCCUGAAGACCUACUUCCAUUAACUCCAGGGCACUUUUUACGGGGUGGUCCUCUACUUAGUCCCCCUGAGCCUUGUGAAUCUCAAAAGAACAUUUCCUUUAUGCGAAGAUGGAACACUCUCAAAGUUAUUCAUCAUAAAUUUAGUUUGCGUUGGAAGGAAGAGUAUUUAAAAGGGCUCAUGAAUCGCUAUAAAUGGAAAUAUCCUCAAAGGGAUAUCGCAGUGAAUGAUCUAGUCGUUUUGAGAAAUGAGCAGCUUCCACCGAAUGAGUGGCGGCUUGGUAGAGUCUUAAAGGUCUACCGUGGUCCCGAUGAUAGAGUACGCGUUGCUGAUGUUAAAACCCAAAAAGGGGUUGUUACUCGUUCUGUCGUCAAACUGUGUAUUUUGCCUUCGGACUGA